This is a messenger RNA of Megalops cyprinoides (Indo-Pacific tarpon), 2341 nucleotides long. RefSeq names its product potassium channel subfamily K member 4 (gene kcnk4b). Bases 279 to 1745 code for a protein of 488 amino acids. Gene Ontology annotation, cellular component: membrane. Lineage: Eukaryota; Metazoa; Chordata; Actinopteri; Elopiformes; Megalopidae. Gene Ontology annotation, biological process: potassium ion transmembrane transport; stabilization of membrane potential. The record is from RefSeq and is a predicted model, not a curated record. The transcript has 8 exons. Gene Ontology annotation, molecular function: potassium ion leak channel activity.
CGGGCACACUCACACACUCAGCGUCCAUCUCGCAGACACAAGCUGACACCCCCUAUUCAGAGGAUCAUUAACGCCGAGUGUCGCCCCCUUCAGACAGCGAUGAGAACGGCCCGUCUGUGCGCUCGCCCCGUAGCUAUGGAUCCAGAGACUCAAUUCUAAGCCACAGAGAAGAAAGAAGGAAGAAGAGGAAGGAGAGAGAGAAAGAGAGCUGUGCCCCAGAGCGCACCAGCACCGGCAGCAGCAAGGGGCGCGUGAGUUUGGGCCUGCACGGAGUGACCAUGCGCUGCUCCACCCUCCUGGCCAUUCUGAUAGCGGUGCUGCUGUACCUGGUUCUGGGGGCGCUGGUUUUUCGGACCCUGGAGGCACCCAGAGAGGAGGGACAGCACAACCAGCUGCAAAGCUACCGUAUAUCCUUCCUGGAGAACUAUUCCUGCGUCAGCUCUGAGACCCUACAGACCCUCAUAGAGGAGGUGGCAGAUGCAGUCGGAGCCGGUGUCGACCCCAGCAGUAACUCCACCACCUUCACCAGCAAAUGGGACCUAGCCAGUGCCUUCUUCUUCUCUGGCACCAUCAUCACAACCAUUGGCUAUGGCAACAUUUCCCCAAAGACGGAAUGGGGCCAGCUGUUCUGUAUCUUCUACGCACUAGUGGGGAUCCCCAUGUUUGGGUUCCUUCUUGCCGGUGUGGGGGACCACCUGGGGACUGGGUUAAGGAAGACAAUUCUGAGGAUCGAGAACCUGUUCCUGAAAUGGAAGGUCAGUCCCACCAUAGUGCGGGUCAUCUCGGCUGUCCUCUCCAUCCUGCUGGGCUGCGUGCUCUUUGUCGCCGUGCCGAUCCUGGUCUUUCAGGAGGUGGAGCAGUGGUCUCUGCUGCAGUCUGCUUACUUCGUGGUGAUCACCCUCACCACUGUGGGCUUCGGGGACUUUGUGGCAGGUGAUGGAGAUGACAGUGGUAAGGAUCACUGGUACAAACCCCUGGUGUGGUUCUGGAUCCUUCUGGGCCUGGCGUAUUUUGCCUCCAUCCUCACCAUGAUCGGGAAUUGGCUCCGGGUGCUCUCCAAGAAAACCCGUGCUGAGAUGGAAGAGCUCAGAGCUCACGCCACCGACUGGACCCAGAACAUUCAGAACAUGUCCGUCGACUUCCGCAUCCCCAACAAGCUGGAGGACCCCUUCCACCACCGCCGCCGGAAGCGCCGGCGUGGGCCUCACAGUCACAGCCACAGCCAGGGGGCGGGGCAGAGCAGGGCCAAUGGGAGCGCAGGGAAGGGAGGGCAGGUCAUGGAGAACGGGCGCCUGCCCAACCAGCAGUCCGAAACCUCGUCGUCUUACUCUUACUCCUCGGACGGGUCGGAUUCGGAGUCUGGCUCAGAGGCGACCGAAACGGAGCGGGUAGGCGAAGGAGGGCCGGAGAAGGAUGCGGGUGAAGCGCCAAUGUCCCCCGAGUCCGUCCCUGACCCCCACAGCUCCCAGCCCCUGGAUUAUUUCGGAGAGAACCUGGCCUACAUUGAUGAGUCUUCAGAUGCGAUGAGCGGGAGACUGAGAACAGAAUCCGUCCUGGAUCCAGACCAUCCGGAUUAUACUCGUCCACGCAAGCCCAAGAGGAGACACCCCAGACGACCGCUCAUCGAGAGAAAUCACAGAACCAUCCCAACCAACAGCAGGCCAGAGAGGAACGAGCCCAAUGGUGACAUCCAGCCACCGCCAAACCCUCCACCCCCUCCUCCCCAGCCUCCACACAGAGGCUGAAGACUGACAGCAAAUGCUCAUGGGAAAUAUGGUGCAAAGACAGUCUGCUGCCCACUGACCUGUGUGUGUGCACACGUUUGUGUGUGUGCAUGCUAGUGUGUGUUUGAAUGUGUGUAUGUGUGUGCACGUGUGUAACUCUGUUGCCUUCCUGUCCGGAGAAAUGUAUCAUGAGGUACAUCCCUACCAGAGAAAGUUUCGCAGAACAGCCCUGCAGAGUGGCAGUUUGUUACUGCCCCCUGCUGGAACUGAAGUGGUAAGGACAGCAAAGACACAAUGAACUUGGUGGAUCCCACACCAUUUACCAAUGUGGGCUGCAUGUCUGGCUAAAAUAAAUGUGUCAUGUGGUCCUCCACAUCUCUUUCUGCACAUCCAUGAAAGUGUUUUGUUACUUCUAUUGAGAUGUGACACAGAAGUUAUGCUCAUACUGUUCAAGCAAGGUUGCUUCUGUCUUCUCUGGAAAAUGAUUGGUUUUUUCUCUUUUAUACUGUGUUGGGCUACCCCUCCCCCUUGCAUGGCAAAUGGGCUGAUCCUUUGUGCACAGAUAAAAAGCCAUAGGUGUAAUUGUUUGAGGGGGUGGUUUGUAUGCUAUGAUGGGC